AUGGUAUUCCCCUCACUCGGCGACGUGUGGAAGCUUCGCGACUGUGCCUGGCAGUAUUAUGUGGCCAUGCUGGUGGCAACUGUGGCGGUGCUCAUACCGUUCGUGCUGCGUGAAGAGCCCGACAUGAUGGGACGUACAAUUUCUGUUCAGCCAAAAUUUGUUACAGACGGCAACACGUUCUACGGCACCAUGGCAGGGGAGGGCAAGAUGGUGCGCCUUCGUCUGCGGCUUGUGGAUGCACCAGAGAUGGACCAGCCGUAUGGGCGCGAGGCGCGUCUCUUCCUGCGCCAUAUGCUGGUGGACGAUGCCCCGGCAGAGGUGAUGUGCCGCGUCACUGGCACUGACGGAUGGGGAGGCCUCAUUGUGGAUGUCGUCACGCGUCACAGUCCGUCGCGCGCGGGCAACGACGACGAC
Messenger RNA from Trypanosoma grayi, 414 nucleotides. RefSeq lists its product as hypothetical. NCBI's taxonomy places the organism in Eukaryota, Euglenozoa, Kinetoplastea, Trypanosomatida, Trypanosomatidae. The annotation marks the transcript as partial. The record is from RefSeq and is a predicted model, not a curated record. The transcript has a single exon.